GCGAGAAUCCCCGUGAAGCCACGAGAGGAAUAAGAAUCGCCAAACCGAAACAAGAACAGAGGAGGAGCCAUGGCAGGUGAUGAACCAGCAGCGUCUGCUGCUUCCAUGGCGAUGGCGAAGAUGGCUUCGACGUUGAUUCUGGGCAUGCUCGGGCUCGUCCUGAUGCACGCGUGUAGAGUGUUCGUAUGGAGACCGAGGAGGCUCAGAUCAAAGCUUCGGAGGCAAGGAAUAGAGGGACCUCCUCCUUCUCAUCUCCUUCUCGGAAACAUCCCGGACAUCCAGAGGAUCCAAGCUGACGCAGCCCGGAGAGCUCGAGAGUCCCGCGAAGAUGGCGGUCUCUCUCACGCCUGGCCUUCGCGCCUGUUCGCGUACUUGCAAGAAUGGCGAGCCCAAUACGGACCCAUCUUCAUUUAUUCAUCUGGGCACAUACAGUUCUUGUCGAUAAGCAAUGUGGAGCUGGUGAAGGAACUGAGCGUGUGCACAUUGCCAGGCCUCGGAAAGCCUUCCUAUCUCUAAAGGACAGGGAGCUUUGCUUAACUACAUAUAAAGAGUGAUGAUGAAUUCAAUUGUCGAGAAAUGAAAGUUUUGUAUCUAAAAAGACCAGUGUAAUUUCAUUUUCUGAAGUAUCUGUGACUUAACUACAGAUCAAAGAAAAAGCCUUCGCUGAUUUUUGCUGAUUGUUUGGGAAUUCCUUAUCAACUUCACAACCAUGUGUGCUCAAAUAUGUUCAAGUUUUGUCAUUGGAACUUUGUAUCUACAUGGUUCUUUUUGUUUUCAUCCAACUUCUGUAUAUGCCAGCAUAUCCCAGCCUAAGCCCUUCGUCAAUAAACAUCUCAGAUACCUUCCAACCAAAAUCAACAGAGAAAUUUGGAAGUUGGACAAACAGAUUCGGUCGAUGAUACUAGAGGUUGUGAAAGAACGAUUGCAGGCCUCACAUGAGAAGGACCUCUUACAAGUGAUACUCGAGGGUGCCAAGAAUGAGGGCCUACCAUCAAGUAUCUCCGCUGAGCAAUUCAUCAUGGAUAAUUGCAAGAACAUAUACUUUGCUGGCUACGAGACCGCUGCUAUCACGGUAUCCUGGUGCCUAGUGCUGUUAGCUGCUCAUCCUCACUGGCAAGCAAGAGUUCGUGCCGUAGUGCUUGAGAUUUUUGGCUGUGGCGUUCUGGAUUCUAAUAAGCUCCAAGGCGUGAAAACACUAACCAUGGUAAUUCAUGAGACUUUGCGACUCUAUACACCUGCGGUGUUCAGCAUGAGAGAAGCCUUCGAGGACAUUGAAUUUAAGGGACUUCUGAUUCCACAAGGCUCAAACAUCCAGAUUCCGAUCCACAUUCUGCACCGGCUUCCUGAAAUAUGGGGGACCGAUGCUGGAAAGUUUCAGCCGGAGAGAUUUGCACAAGGAAUCUCUGGAGCCUGUAAAUCUGCUCAUGCAUACAUGCCCUUUGGUUCGGGACCUCGGAUCUGUGCAGGGCAGCACUUUGCCCUGGCGGAAUUGAAGGUGAUCUUGUUGCUCAUUCUCACCAAGUUCUCGUUUUCACUUUCGCCAUUCUCCAGCAUUUAGGCUGGUUGUUGAACCAGGAGAUGGGGUCAUCCUCCAUGUGAGGAAAGUUUGAGAGAUCUCAAAGCUUGGUUUUUGUGACGAAAACAGUGUCCUUGUCACUUGCAAACAUAUCCUGGAAGUGGUCUCUCUUGGAAAUUGAAUGUUUUGAAAUGUAUAUUUCUAGUUGCCGAAAACUGCCAAGAUGACAUUGAUUCACCAUCAAAUUCC
Messenger RNA from Eucalyptus grandis, 1765 nucleotides. Its product is annotated as cytochrome P450 714C2. The transcript has 3 exons. Gene Ontology annotation, molecular function: iron ion binding; monooxygenase activity; oxidoreductase activity, acting on paired donors, with incorporation or reduction of molecular oxygen. The record is from RefSeq and is a predicted model, not a curated record. The coding region runs from base 710 to 1558 and encodes 282 amino acids. Lineage: Eukaryota; Viridiplantae; Streptophyta; Magnoliopsida; Myrtales; Myrtaceae.